Molecule: messenger RNA, 653 nt
Organism: Raphanus sativus (radish)
Lineage: Eukaryota; Viridiplantae; Streptophyta; Magnoliopsida; Brassicales; Brassicaceae
Product: 54S ribosomal protein L51, mitochondrial
Exons: 3
Coding region: 81-440 (119 amino acids)
Biological process (GO): mitochondrial translation
Cellular component (GO): mitochondrial large ribosomal subunit
Molecular function (GO): structural constituent of ribosome
Source: RefSeq, a predicted model, not a curated record
CUUCUUCAUCUUCUCUUUUUUUCAUUUACACAUCGAGACGAGUAGGGUUUUUGUUAAGAGCCUUUGACGAGAGAUUUGAGAUGGCGCUAAGAGGAGUAUGGCAGCUCCAGAAGCUCGUGGUGAGCUACUGUAACUGGGGAGGUAGCAGUAGAGGCAUAAGAGCCUUUAUGGAAUCAGAGUUGCCUGCUCUGAUAGAGAAGAAUCCGCAGCUGGAAGUGGUGACGGAGCUUUCAAGGGGACAACAUCCUUACCUCAAGGGCAUUUACAGGAACAGAAAUGAAAGAGUGGUGUGUGUGAAGAACAUGGAUCCUGAUCAAGUGCUUCUCAACGCAACGAGGCUUAGGAACUCUCUUGGAAGGAAAGUUGUGAAGCUGAGGACUAGGCAUGUGACCAAGCACCCCAGUGUUCAAGGCACUUGGACUACCGCUGUCAGAUUCUGACAAACUUUGCCUUCCUAAACAUAUAUACUUUGCGUAUGGUUUCUCCUUCUUUUUGCUUGCUGUUGAAUCGAGGUGUGGCUCGAAUGUUGCAAGUAUUGUGGUUAUCUAUCUUUGUAGUCUCAAAGUUGUUUCUACUGUUAACUUGAAUCUUGUUUUCUCUUGAAUAAGAUCUUCGGAAAAGUUUAUUGGUAAAAGUUUCAUUUUUCUGAUCAA